This is a messenger RNA of Fusarium subglutinans, 894 nucleotides long. Its product is annotated as SET domain protein. NCBI's taxonomy places the organism in Eukaryota, Fungi, Ascomycota, Sordariomycetes, Hypocreales, Nectriaceae. The transcript has a single exon. Gene Ontology annotation, molecular function: protein binding. The record is from RefSeq and is a predicted model, not a curated record. The coding region runs from base 1 to 894 and encodes 297 amino acids.
AUGGAGCAAAAGACAUGUCUAUAUGUGAUGAAGGAGACGGCACAUGGCCACGGCCUUUUUGCAAAAGAGCUCAUCAAGGCUGGGACACGCAUCAUUCACGAAAAACCAAUCCUGGUGGUUUCACAAGCUGAGACAAAGACGAAAGCCGAGUAUAGAUGUGUCAUCGAUCAAGUCGCAGAUCUGAAUGACUCAGAAAGAAAGCGAUUGAUGGAUCUGUAUCACAACGAUAAAAAGCUGCGCGAAUUUUCAUUCCUCCAGGGUCAACCGUGUCCAGGGACAGACCUCGAUGCAGGUAUUGUCUUGGCAAAGUUCUAUACAAACGCUGCGAGCAUAACAUCCGGAGGUCUCGAGUGUGGCUUGUUCACAAUUUUCUGCCGCAUGAAUCACUCAUGUACACCAAACAUAUGCUGGGUAUACGAUGAGCCGACGGGUUUCAUGGAAGUAUACGCAGUGAGGGACAUUGACAAAGACGAGGACAUCACCAACUCAUACAUCGAAGUCGCAAUUCCUUACCAAGCCAGGAUGAAGGAGCUGUCAAAUUGGGGCUUCACGUGUCAGUGCGCCGCCUGUGAAGGGCCAGAUGCUGCGAAGCAUGAUGAGCGAAGGCGCAGGAUUGCACAGAUCAAGGGAAUUCUUGACAUUUAUCAGGAUACGGGAAGAUCGGGCGACGCACCCAAGUUCGCCGAGAUUCCAAAGACAGACCUGGAAGCAUUGAGGCUUGGCGAAGAAAGCCUUGCGUUAUUAUCGGACGAAGGGCUCAUCGAACAACUGGGUGUCAUGUAUGGGCUGUGUGCCAAGUUUGCCAAAGGCGCUGGGCUACAUGACUUUGCGGAGGAUUAUGAGGAGAUGGAGUUUGAGAUCUUGGUAAUAACGACCGGGGAGUAUGUCGAUUGA